UUAUUUUGAGGUUAAGUAACUUUUGUCAGUGUUUUUGUCCCAUGUGGUUGAUUGUAUUCUUAAAUUAAGAAAAGUUCAACAAUAUAAUAAUGAUUCGAAGGCAGGCCCGUUUAAGAAGAGAAUAUUUAUAUAGAAAAACGAUUGAAGAUAGACAAAAGUCGAUUCAGGAUAAAAAAGACAGGAUACAAAAGAGUCUUGAUCAACACACCACCAUUCACGGUGAUCUACAAAAGAAAGCCCUUCACUACGCCAAGAAAAUAGAAUGGGAAGAUUCAGGACCACAAGCUGCAGCUCUUCUUGGGGGUGAAAGUGGUGGAGCUGUAGCCAAUUCACAGGACGACGAAUAUAGAUAUGCAGGUGUGGAAGACCCAAAAAUUGUAAUUACUACUUCAAGAGAUCCCAGUUCAAGAUUGAAAAUGUUUGCAAAAGAACUUCGACUAAUAUUUCCUAAUGCCCAAAGAAUGAAUCGUGGUAAUUACGAAAUGAAACAGUUGAUUCAGGCGUGUAGAGCUAAUGACGUUACAGACUUUAUUGUAGUCCAUGAACAUAGGGGUGUACCUGAUAGUCUAGUUAUUUGCCAUUUACCUUAUGGUCCCACAGCUUACUUUAAUAUGUCAGAUGUGGUAAUGAGGCAUGAUAUACCUGAUCUUGGAACUGUGUCUGAACAGUAUCCACAUCUGAUAUUUCAUAACUUUAAGACGAAAUUAGCAGAAAGGACAGGAAAUGUUUUGAAGUAUUUAUUCCCUGUGCCAAAGGAGGAUUCUAAGAGAGUUAUAACUUUCGCUAACCAUGAUGAUUAUAUCAGUUUUAGACAUCACACUUACAAAACUGUGGAUAGACAGCUUGAACUAAGUGAAAUAGGACCUCGAUUCCAAUUAAGGCUUUAUGAGAUUAAAUUAGGAACAUUGGAUACUAUUGACUCUGCUGAUACAGAAUGGGCUCUAAGGCCCUAUAUGAAUACCACAGUUAAAAGGCGGUUCUUUAGUGAUGAAGAUGGUUGGAAACAAGAUGAUGAUGUAGAAUAAGAUGCUUUAACUUUUAUUGUUUUUUAUAAAUAAAUAUUUUUUGAUAACA
This is a messenger RNA of Diabrotica virgifera virgifera (western corn rootworm), 1074 nucleotides long. RefSeq names its product U3 small nucleolar ribonucleoprotein protein IMP4. Gene Ontology annotation, molecular function: rRNA primary transcript binding; snoRNA binding. NCBI's taxonomy places the organism in Eukaryota, Metazoa, Arthropoda, Insecta, Coleoptera, Chrysomelidae. Bases 90 to 1025 code for a protein of 311 amino acids. The record is from RefSeq and is a predicted model, not a curated record. Gene Ontology annotation, cellular component: nucleolus; small-subunit processome; Mpp10 complex. Gene Ontology annotation, biological process: rRNA processing. The transcript is spliced from 2 exons.